AUGUCGAAAUUCGCGCAGGACGAGGAUCUGAGCGCUCGUUUCGCGGAGGCUGGUUUGAUCGAGGAGGUCGCAAAGCUCUCGGAAGUCAAAGGACGAGUGGCACGCGCUGUGGCGGACAUUCACGAUGGCCACUAUCAACAGUUAUCAUUUCGUUCCAACAGCGCGCUCGUGAUCAGAACACCCGAUGAACGCACGACGACUCACAACGCUUUCACGUCCCGACGUCGAAGGUGGAUCGCGCGAGCGGCCUAUUGGAACACCAGGGGAACAGGCACAGCAGUGCACACGAUACCCUUCCACCGGCCAAACUCGAGCACUCGAGCCGGGGCACACCAUCCGCCAUCAAGAGUCCUAGAUGCAGAGCGCGCGCGCACCGAUUCGGCGGUGCUUAUGGGUAGGGGCAAGCAGUGGAGCCUCCAACGCGCAGCGUCUUUCCCCUGCGGAGCAUCCCCCGUCUGA
Sparassis crispa is the source of this 459-nucleotide messenger RNA. RefSeq lists its product as hypothetical. Lineage: Eukaryota; Fungi; Basidiomycota; Agaricomycetes; Polyporales; Sparassidaceae. Bases 1 to 459 code for a protein of 152 amino acids. The transcript is spliced from 2 exons. The record is from RefSeq and is a predicted model, not a curated record.